Colletotrichum tamarilloi is the source of this 1347-nucleotide messenger RNA. Its product is annotated as short chain dehydrogenase. The transcript has 4 exons. NCBI's taxonomy places the organism in Eukaryota, Fungi, Ascomycota, Sordariomycetes, Glomerellales, Glomerellaceae. Bases 1 to 1347 code for a protein of 448 amino acids. The record is from RefSeq and is a predicted model, not a curated record. Gene Ontology annotation, cellular component: intracellular anatomical structure. Gene Ontology annotation, molecular function: ATP binding; oxidoreductase activity, acting on NAD(P)H, oxygen as acceptor; kinase activity.
AUGGAGUCUACAUAUCAUACCCUUGUUCAGCGGAUCGUCCUCAAAUGGGCUGAGAAGAGGCGCACAUCAUCUGACACCUCCAAUGUACAUCCCCGCCUCAUUAUCGCCCUCGCAGGGCCACCGGGGUCCGGAAAGACAACCAUCGCCCAGAAAGUCGUCUCCGCCAUCAACGCCUCCCAGGAACCCCACCCAAAGUCUAUUGUGCUAUCUGCGGACGGCUUUCAUUUACCUCUCGCAGCUCUCCGGGAGCUUCCUAAUGCGGCGGAAGCAAUUGCUCGCCGCGGGGCCCCUUGGACCUUUGAUGGCCAGGCUGUCAUCGACCUCGUCCGGCAGCUGCGGGCUUCAGCAGGACUGCGACCCGUUCUUGCACCAACCUUUGACCACAAAGUAAAGGAUCCCGUUUCCGAUGGGUUCACUGUAGAUGCAGAUGUUCAGGUUUGCAUUGUUGAGGGGAAUUAUUUGCUCGUGGAUGACGAGCCCUGGAACCAGAUCGCAGAUUUGUCAAGCAACAUGGCAACAAAUGGUUCCACGAAUGGGGCGAGAAAGUCCAUCAGAGCCUCCAAUCCGCCCAUCGAGGAUAGUGUCUUCAAACAGUUCCGCCUUGAUGGAAGAACGGUCAUAAUCACUGGUGGAGCAGGCGGAAUAGGAUCAGAGAUCGCCAGGGGCCUCGCUGAAGCCGGUGCCAACAUUGCCAUAUGGUACAACAGCUCUAAAGCCGCCGUUACCAUUGCCGCAACCAUUGCGGAAGAUUUUGGAGUCAAGACAAAGGCUUAUCAAGUCAAUGUCACCAACUACCCUGCCGUCGAGGCAGCGGUGGCAGAAGCGGUCAAGGACUUCGGUCGUCUGGAUGUCAUGAUCGCCAACGCCGGAAUCCCGUCCAAGGCCGGAGGCCUGGAUGACAAGGUCGAGGACUGGGAUCGUGUACGUGCAGUCGACUUUGACGGCGCGUACUACUGCAUGAGGGCGGCUGGUCUCGUGUUCCGUGAGCAGAAGAGGGGCGCAGGCAUCAUCACUGCGUCCAUGAGUGGUCACGCUGCGAACGUACCGCAAGAACAGAGCUGCUACAAUGCCUGCAAGGCAGGAACCAUACACCUAGCGCGGUCUUUGGCUGUCGAGUGGGCCAAGUGGGGAGGACGCAUCAAUUCAGUGUCUCCUGGUUACAUCGAUACCGUCAUCUCGGGUGAUUGUCCGUUCGAGAUGAAGGAGGAGUGGUUCAGCUUGACACCACUGCGUAGAGAUGCUGAUCCGAGGGAGUUGAAGGGCGUUUACCUGUACCUAGCGAGUGAUGCUAGUUCCUACACAACUGGGGCUGACUUCAUCGUGGAUGGUGGGUACACGGCACGGUGA